AUGAAGGUUCCGCCCUUUACCGAUGACAUCAAUGGAGAAUUGGUUCCCCCCAACUUCAAGCUCCUAGUAUUACAACCCUACGAUGGCGGAGGUGAUCCCGAGAAUCACCUCCAUGCCUUCAUCUCAGCAUUUCGGUUGUACUGCGUCCCCGACGCUGUGGUCUGCCAAGCCUUCCCUAUUUUCCUGCAGGGUACUGCCAGGAAAUGGUUCUGGAGUCUGGAACCUACGAGCAUUUUCUCGCUGGACGAGCUGGUUGAUAGGUACAUCCACCGCUUCGUAUCAGUUUGCCCUGUUACGAAGACCUCGACCUACCUACUGAACAUACAGCAGGCUCCCAGGGAGUCUCUGCGUUUAUACAUGCAGAGGUUCAAUGAAAAAAAAGUGCAGAUACCUGACCAAAACGAGCAGGUGACCAAAGCUGCCUUCACCAAUGGGUUGAUCGCGGGAACGUUCCACACCGAAAUUCAUCGGGACUACCCACGAAUGUUUCGAGAACUCUGGGAAAGGGUGGACCGAGAUAUCCGAAAUGAGGACCUGAAUCACAUGAAACGGGAAGCCCAAGCAGCCCGCACUGGGCAAGACUCCCGAAGGAAGAAAGAGGCAAGCCGAGUCGAACAGGGCCCCAGCGGCUCAUCCAACCCAUUCCAAGAUCGCCGGAGUGUUUUUGAAAAAAUUGCGAAUGGGAGGUCGUCCACCUCGGACGCCGAUGUAACACCUCUCAACUCCAGCCGGUCUCACAUUCUGGCUGUAAUGAGACAAAAUCACCUCGGUCGAGACCCUCCUGAGAUUCUGGGAAGGAGGGAGAAGAAGAACCUCAGCCUCUACUGUGCCUACAACCUGGAUGUUGGGCACGAAACCGAGGAUUGUAACGAUUUGAAGAAAGAAAUCGAAAACUUGAUCAGGCAGGGAUACUUGAAGCAGUUCGUCCGCAAGGAUGGAGGAUUCAACCGAAGCGCUUCCCACCGGAAAAAUCGAGGCUAUCGUCGAGAAGACAGGUGGGACACGAAGAGUCAUUGCCGUGGGCCUGAAAAUCGUGGAAAGGACCAAAGGCCUUCACGAAACGGGUCCCCGGGCUACGGCCCUAACAUCGUUGGGGUCAUCAACACAAUUGCGGGUAGUCCGACGAGAGAGGACAGACAGAACUCCCGGAAACGGACCUACCGUCAAGUCGGUAUAGAGGCUGCCGAGCCGAGCUCCAGGCUAUCCGAGGUGAUCACUUAUGGUCCCAGUGACCCUGUUCCUGCCGCCUCCAGCAACCACGAAAUCCUCGUGAUUGAAGUCCUCACCAAUAAUUACAUAGUCAAGAAAGUCUAUGUCGAUCCCGGCAGCUCGGUAGACGUCCUGUACUACAAAACGUUUGAAGGCUUGAAACUGACCAAGGAGCAGCUUACCCCCGUCAGGACCCCUCUUGUGGAAUUCGGGGGACACGUGGUCCAUCCUGAUUGGAUGGUCUCCCUGAUGGUGACCAUUGGCCACAACCCCCACUGCCGGACCGUCCCUGUAAGUUUUACCGUGGUCAGAGCCGACUCCCCAUAUAACAUGUUGAUCGGUCGGCCCACGCUCAACGUUUUGAGGGCCGUGUACUCUACCUACCACCUGAGUUUCAAGUUCCCAACACCCGCUGGAGUGGCCGAAGUGAGUAGCGACGUGAACGCGGCCAGGGAGUACUACCUCGCCACCAUACAGGUCGCAGUCACCCCUCGAGCUGAAUCAAAGGCUGAGGGGAAGAGGCCGAACUUCCUCUCCAUAGGCUACAUCGAUCCCCAGGACGCCAGGAAACCCAGCAGGCUAGAGGCCGGGGACGAGGUGGAAGAGGUGGUUCUCGACGAUGUGAGACCCGACCAAGUGAUGCAAGUGGGAACAAGUCUCACAUCGCCCCUCAGGGAAGAAAUGAUCAACUUGAUAAGAGAGCACCGAAACGUCUUCGCGUGGACCGCUGAGGAAGUGGUCGGGGUGCCCCCCGAACUAUGA
Molecule: messenger RNA, 1971 nt
Organism: Coffea eugenioides
Lineage: Eukaryota; Viridiplantae; Streptophyta; Magnoliopsida; Gentianales; Rubiaceae
Exons: 1
Coding region: 1-1971 (656 amino acids)
Source: RefSeq, a predicted model, not a curated record